Molecule: messenger RNA, 2143 nt
Organism: Pimephales promelas (fathead minnow)
Lineage: Eukaryota; Metazoa; Chordata; Actinopteri; Cypriniformes; Leuciscidae
Source: RefSeq, a predicted model, not a curated record
AUGGCGUUUACAGUUUGCUUGGAUGAAGUCACGCCCACUGAUGGUUUGAUUGACAGGAGUGUCUCAGCCAAUCAGGAGACACCCGUCUCCUCCGCCGACCCCUGUGGGCCUGAACCUGACGCUGGGUCCCGAGGGUCUGAUGAGCGCUCGACUCGACUGGACUCUUCCGGCAGAAUCCGAUGUUCCCGUUCAUCACUUCAGAGUCUCCUGGACCUGCAGCGUCCCGGGACAAUCGUCCCGGAGGAAGAGGAGGAAGACCAUCGACGGGCGCAGCGCUGGACGGCUCUGGACGGGCUUCAGUGGAACUGCAGUGGCUCAGUGGAGGUCCAGGCCGUGUCGUUCUGGGGUCAGCGCCGACUGAAGAGUGCCAAAGCCUCCGUUCACAUCGACACACAACAACACACUCAGUCAAAGGCAGUUUCUAAAGCGAGGAAAGUGCCGGUGAAGAAAUCCUCGAGCGCUCUGGGGGUCGGCACACCGUAUUACAAGAACGGAGAACUACAGGUGCGCAUCUACUGGAAGAAGAGAACAGAUGUGUCGGGGAACCGUUAUCAUGUUCAGUGGAAGCAUGAAUACUGCAACCACAACCAGAGCCGAGCGGCGGAGAAAUCAGUCACUCAGGAGAACUACAUUAAUCUCCCCAACCUGCUGUUCUCCUGCAUGUACACGGUCACGGUUCACACACUCGGUGCGAGACAGCGCUCCUCGGACGAGAGCAUAGGCUUCCUCACGCCGUCCUGUGAGAUCAUCCGGAGCAAGAGCCCGAAGCCCAUCGCCUGUCCCGGGGACCAGGGCCGCCUCCACAGGACCGUGCCGGCGAAGGUUUCGGCUCAGCCUGAGAAUCUCACAGCGACCUUCACUCUCCACGACGGGAACGUGACGGGUCACUUCCGCUGGAGGGGGUCGCGACCCCAGUCUCAUCAGCCAAUCACAGGCUUCCAGGUCACAUGGGCUGAGUUUUCCACGGAGAGCCGUCAGAACAGUCUUCCCAACAGCAUCAUCUCGCAGUCCCAGAUCCUGCCACCUAAUCAGAACCUCCUGGUGGUGUCUAACCUGCGGCCGGGUACGUUCUACCGGGUAGAUGUGCAUGUGAUCACCGCGACUGGAGAAGGACCCGCGACGAAGAGAGUGUUUCUGACGCCCAGCCGACCGCCGAUUCAGCAAAAAGCACAACUUCAUCAGCAUCACCAUCAGAAGUCUUCAGUGGAGAAACACUGAACCGGUCAGAACACGAAACACAACAAGCAGCGAAUCGCAGUUUCCUUCAGACGCUCUGAGCCUUCGUUCUUCAACAACACCCCAAACUCUUGUGCUGUCGCCCCGGUCCAUGUGUGCGCUUACAUUCAGAAACCAUUUCAGCAAGUUAAGAGCGAUGUUGUGUUCCUGCAGAUUUGGUCAGAGUCUAUGAAAUCAAAUUAAAUUGAAAUGGAUGGAAGAAUGGGGUGUGUAAUCUAAGAGAGUUCAUGAUUAUCUGAGAUCAGAUCUGAUGAUGCAUGGCUAACAUAUUCAGUCAGUAUUUCCCAAACCCGUAUCUUUAUUCAGCUCUUUUCCAUUUCCAAGCAUCACUGAUCGUUUGUGUGAUUAAAUAAUGACUGGAUUUUAGGUUGAACUGUUCCUUUAAUAGGGUGUGAAAUCCAUCUUUGAUGCCUUUUAUUAUUACGUUAGCAAUUCUCCAUUACAGAUUAACAGAGAGUGUUUUGUUUAUUAAUAAAAUGAUUACUUAUGCGUGUUUUUUUGAUGGAAUGAUGUAAACUAUAUAUGUUCUCGACUGUAGAGAUAUUUGUUGCGGCAGUCAGUGAAUGUUGAUGUUGAUAUUUAUUUAUGUGUGUAUUGCAACACUUCAUUUGUAUGCGUGUAUGUGUGUAUUUUCCCCCAUGUAUUAGCAAGUCAGUGUUUUAUAAAAUACAACUUUGUGUAAAGACAUAAAAAAAAAAGAAUUGUACAUAUAGUGAUAUGUUCCAUUAUUUCCAUAGAACCUGUACAUACUUUUAAGUAAUAAAAUAGUUCCUCUACUAAUUCAGAUCAUCUGUAGUCCUGUGUAAAACAUUUGAUGUCAGUGACGUACCUCAGAUCUGUGGGAAAUAAAUAAAUGCAUCACUGACUGAAAUAAAUACAUAAAUCAAACAGAAAUACACUACUUGAC